This is a messenger RNA of Mandrillus leucophaeus (drill), 782 nucleotides long. It is a transcript of the gene TPGS1, whose product is annotated as tubulin polyglutamylase complex subunit 1. The record is from RefSeq and is a predicted model, not a curated record. The coding region runs from base 165 to 782 and encodes 205 amino acids. Gene Ontology annotation, molecular function: microtubule binding. Gene Ontology annotation, biological process: protein polyglutamylation. NCBI's taxonomy places the organism in Eukaryota, Metazoa, Chordata, Mammalia, Primates, Cercopithecidae. The transcript has a single exon.
CCAAUCAAUAUACACAAACAGGGAGGAGAAAAGAGAAUGCCGAUAAGGACACAGGGAAAGGGGCAGCGGGCCUUUGUCAUUUCCCAAAGUUUCCCAGCGGGAUCCCAGUGCCCUCUGCCCUUAAUCAAGAUGGCCGCCUUGGGGGCUCUAGCGCACGGUGGAAUAUGGCGGUGCUUCCGGUCCCGAUGCCCUCAGCGAAGAUGGCGGCAGUGGAGAAGCGGCGGCCAGCGGUAGCACCACCGGCUGGUUUCACCGACAGCGGCCGCCAGUCGGUAUCCCGGGCGGCGGGGGCGGCCGAGAGCGAGGAGGACUUCCUGCGGCAGGUCGGCGUGACGGAGAUGCUACGGGCGGCCCUGCUGAAGGUGCUGGAGGCGCGGCCCGAGGAACCGAUCGCCUUCCUGGCCCACUACUUCGAGAACAUGGGCCUGCGCUCGCCUGUAAACGGCGGCGCCGGGGAGCCCCCGGGCCAGCUCCUGCUGCAGCAGCAGCGCCUGGGCCGCGCACUGUGGCACCUUCGCCUGGCCCACCACUCCCAGAGGUGCGCAGCGGGCCGGCUUGGGCGGGUGGGGCGGUGGCGGACUUCAAUUCCCAGCAUGCCCCGCGCGGCUCCUUACCCGCAGCGCCGGCGCGGGGGCCCGGGACGUGCUGGGAGUUGUAGUCUGCGGUGCCUUUUUGGGAGGGAUGGACCGGACAAGGCGGGCUGGACGGUCCGGGCUUGGGUCCGGCGCUGGGCAGCGCGCUGCAUGCGGCGCGAGUCCUUCUGGCCGGCUUCGCGUCUGUGA